AUGGCACCCCCAAGUUACAACUUCACCCCGCGCUCCUCAAACUUCAUUGAGUCCUUCACAUUACCGACGAGUUCAGAUCCAAGUCUAGGGGCAGAAUUGACUGCUACCAAGCCUCGUCGUGUUUCUUGGAAUGGCCAGGGCUACGAUCCCGACACCGAGUCCGAGUCAGAAGAGACGGACACAUCAGACGAAUGCGAAGAAGACGAAGAGGAAGUCAUCUUUGCUCUUGACGAGAGUGCCAUGGCUGAGCUUCCAUUGCGUCUCCAGAAGAUCAUGCGGGAAAUCCAGACUGAGCGAUUCAUUCGGCUGACAAGGGAAAACCCAAACAUUAAGAUUCGGACAGCUAGCUUCUACGAUAGUCAUCCGCACGAAGAAAAUUCAGCUUCGAUGCCACCGUGGUUAGCAGCGCCACCAGAUUUCGAACAUGCCACGAACUCCCGGCAUUUCCAGCUGGACUAUCCAGCAUUGCCCGACCCUGCCUUUUCCCGCAGCCUCAAUGCCAACGUCAGAACCAAACAGCCGUGGAUGGCAACCCCAGCUUGUCAAGCCAAUGCAUUCGGAAGACCUCGAGCUGUUUCAGCUGCGGGGCACUCGCAUCUGAAUCGCGGCGCUCAAACAAUGCCUCUGCCUCAGAAGGACCGAUCGGCCAGCAGACGUCGUCAAUCUCUCAAACGUGCCAAUUUAGAAAAUAAGAAGAACGGUGGAUAUUCUCGAUUCAGCUCGCUGUCCCUGAAACCUGUGGCCACAAAUGUUCGUGCACGCGUCAAGAAAAGUUUCCAGAGACUGAACAGACUGAUCAAAAGAUUAGACUUUGACGAGAAACAAACAAGUUGCUUUGUGUAUCUCCAGGGCAAUGAAUGCAGGAAUAAAAUAUUCGAUCGCUGCUGUCAUGUUGAUUCUAGUUCUAGAAUUGUGUCCAGCAUGGAUGCUUCUGGGUGGCUGAGAGACACCCCCGCCGUCAACAUGCAGGCACCGGUGGUGGUUAUGAGUAUGCCUUCCCCUCCAGACCGUCUCUUCGAGCUGGAACCUGGCGGACUCGUUGCUAACGUGGUCCUAGACACCCAGAAUGGGGACCGGCAGGUCGGUCGGAGAGCUCAGCUGUCGAACAUUACUGCUGCCAAGACCGUUGCGGACAUUAUUCGAUCAUGCCUGGGCCCCAAAGCGAUGUUGAAGAUGUUGCUAGACCCUAUGGGUGGUAUCGUCCUGACCAACGAUGGACACGCAAUCCUCAGAGAGAUCGAAGUCGCCCACCCCGCAGCAAAGAGUAUGAUCGAGCUUAGCCGAACACAGGACGAAGAGGUGGGAGAUGGAACUACGACGGUCAUUAUUCUGGCUGGUGAGAUCCUGGCCCAGGCUCUUCCUCACCUCGAGCGGAACAUCCACCCGGUCACCAUCAUCUCCGCCUUCAAACGUGCACUCACAGAUGCGCUCGCGAUUGUCGAGGAGAUAUCAAUUCCAGUAGACGUCGACAACGACAAGGCCAUGUACAAGCUCAUCCAGUCGUCUAUUGGAACCAAGUUCGUCUCAAGAUGGUCGGAGCUUAUGUGCAGUCUUGCCUUGAAGGCCGUUAGAACAGUUUCUUUCGAUGUUGGUGGUGGAAAGCGGGAAGUGGACAUAAAACGAUACGCCCGUGUUGAGAAGAUCCCCGGCGGUGAAAUCGAGAACAGUGAGGUGAUCGACGGCGUGAUGAUCAACAAGGAUAUCACGCACCCGAAGAUGCGCCGGAGGAUAGAGAACCCAAGAAUUAUCCUUCUCGAUUGCCCGCUGGAGUACAAGAAGGGAGAGUCGCAGACGAACAUCGAGGUGACCCAAGAGGACCACUGGAACCGGAUACUCCAGAUUGAGGAGGAGGAGGUGAAACGCAUGUGCGACGCAAUCUUGGCCUUCAAGCCCGACGUUGUCAUUACGGAGAAGGGUGUUUCCGAUCUCGCUCAGCACUUCCUGGUCAAGAACAACGUCACUGCUAUUCGCCGCGUGAGAAAGACGGACAACAACCGAAUUGCCCGCGCCACCGGCGCAACUAUCGUGAACCGUGUGGAAGAUCUCCAGGAGUCUGAUGUUGGCACCAGGUGCGGACUGUUUGAAAUCGAGAAGAUCGGCGACGAGUACUUCACUUUCCUCCGGAAGUGCAAGGAGCCCAAGGCGUGCACCAUCCUGUUGAGAGGACCGUCCAAGGAUAUCCUGAACGAGAUCGAGCGGAAUCUUCAAGACGCCAUGUCUGUGGCCAGGAACGUUAUCUUCCAUCCUCGCCUGUCUCCCGGGGGUGGUGCAACGGAGAUGGCUGUUGCUGUCAAGCUCUCUCAAUUGGCGAAGUCUGUCGAAGGUGUUCAGCAGUGGCCGUACAAGGCCGUGGCUGAUGCCAUGGAGGUCAUCCCGAGAACUCUCGUGCAGAAUUCCGGAGACAGCCCUAUUCGCGUCCUGACUCGUUUGCGAGCCAAGCAUGUCGAGGGUCAUACCUCCUGGGGUAUCAACGGUGACACUGGAGCCAUCGUUGACAUGAAGGAGUACGGGAUCUGGGAACCCGAAGCCGUUAAGCUGCAGAGUAUCAAGACGGCCAUUGAGGCUGCUUGCCUCCUCCUUCGAGUCGACGAUAUCUGCAGUGCCAAGUCUGCUCAACAAUCUGGUGCCAAUGUGGGUGGCGGUGAAGAUUAA
This is a messenger RNA of Rasamsonia emersonii CBS 393.64, 2652 nucleotides long. RefSeq names its product T-complex protein 1, gamma subunit (Cct3). Gene Ontology annotation, cellular component: chaperonin-containing T-complex. Lineage: Eukaryota; Fungi; Ascomycota; Eurotiomycetes; Eurotiales; Trichocomaceae. The transcript has 7 exons. Gene Ontology annotation, biological process: protein folding. The record is from RefSeq and is a predicted model, not a curated record. Bases 1 to 2652 code for a protein of 883 amino acids. Gene Ontology annotation, molecular function: ATP binding; ATP-dependent protein folding chaperone; ATP hydrolysis activity.